CUAGGGUUCGAUAUUAUUUAUAUAUCGGCGCACACCGCAUUUUCUCUCUCCAAGAAAAAGAAUUGAAUUAAAAGGGCAGAAAGCGAACAACACCCAAACAGCGUUCGCGAUUCGAGGCAUUGAGCCAAUCGAGAGAUUGCGAACCGCACAGCGUUUCGUAGAUCGAUCGAUCCAUUUGGUGAAUCCUUCGGAUCGGAGGCGGAUUACGCGUUUUCGAUCAACCGGCGAGUGUAUCGAUAGGUAGUUGUUGCUGGGAAGCGAGAUCAGAAGAUGUUCUUGUUGGAUUGGUUCUAUGGAGUGCUCGCAUCGCUCGGCCUGUGGCAGAAGGAGGCGAAGAUUCUGUUUUUAGGGCUUGAUAAUGCCGGCAAGACCACCCUCCUUCAUAUGCUCAAAGAUGAGAGAUUGGUUCAGCACCAGCCAACUCAGCAUCCAACUUCAGAGGAGCUGAGUAUUGGGAAAAUCAAGUUCAAGGCUUUUGAUUUGGGAGGCCAUCAGAUUGCCCGCAGAGUUUGGAAAGAUUAUUAUGCCAAGGUGGAUGCUGUGGUUUACUUGGUGGAUGCCUAUGACAAAGAGAGGUUUGCAGAGUCGAAGAAGGAGCUGGAUGCUCUCCUCUCUGACGAGUCGUUGGCCACUGUUCCAUUCCUGAUACUGGGCAACAAGAUCGAUAUCCCUUACGCUGCAUCUGAAGACGAGUUGCGUUACCACUUGGGUUUGAUGGGCAUUACUACUGGGAAGGGGAAGGUCAACCUGGCGGAAUCAAAUGUGCGUCCGAUCGAGGUGUUCAUGUGCAGCAUCGUUCGCAAGAUGGGUUACGGAGACGGCUUCAAAUGGGUCUCUCAAUACAUCAAGUAGAGUGGGCAAUACAUUAUAAACUUUUUUGGAUUCAGAUUUUAGGUUUUACUGAACAUUCAAUUGUGACUUUGUCUGUUUGAAAGCAUUGUUGGAUAAAUUUCUGCUAUUCCAAUUCUCAAUGAAGCCAUGGAAUUUUGAUUCAUUUGUUUUUCAGUGUCUGUCACCAGAUAUUGGAAUAUAUGAACAUACCAUCAUAGCUCGGACAAAAAUGUGUAUCCUUUUGGUUGUCAUCUGAUUUUUAUGAGAUUUUUAUUUCACCCC
This is a messenger RNA of Sesamum indicum (sesame), 1113 nucleotides long. RefSeq names its product small COPII coat GTPase SAR1A. Gene Ontology annotation, biological process: intracellular protein transport. The record is from RefSeq and is a predicted model, not a curated record. Lineage: Eukaryota; Viridiplantae; Streptophyta; Magnoliopsida; Lamiales; Pedaliaceae. Gene Ontology annotation, molecular function: GTPase activity; GTP binding.